This is a messenger RNA of Drosophila ananassae, 574 nucleotides long. RefSeq names its product MICOS complex subunit Mic10. Gene Ontology annotation, cellular component: MICOS complex; mitochondrial inner membrane; mitochondrion. The transcript has a single exon. The coding region runs from base 164 to 388 and encodes 74 amino acids. The record is from RefSeq and is a predicted model, not a curated record. Lineage: Eukaryota; Metazoa; Arthropoda; Insecta; Diptera; Drosophilidae.
ACCCAGUCCCCAUAGACUCUUCCGUAACAGAACCUCUAAGGUUGUUUUGUUUUCGGUCGCUGUCAUCACAUCAACUGACGACAGAUAAAAUUUGUAUAAAUUCGAAAUAAAAAAAAGCAGAGGCAGAGGACUCCCAUCAGAAUCUGAGAGCGAAGAGAAGGACAUGUCGACGGCUCCCGAGGAUCGAUUGCGGGAGAACCUGAACCGCUGCCUAUCGGAUGCUCUGGUUAAGGGAAUCGGGGGGCUGGUGAUCGGAUCGGUGGUCACCCUGCUCUUCUUCCGUCGCAGGAUCUGGCCCAUUUGGCUGGGCACCGGAUUCGGAGUGGGCAUGGCCUACAGGGGCUGCGAGAAGGAGCUCAACUCCCUCAAGUACAAUCCCCACGAGUGACGAGCUCACAUCACCGAUGCUCUCACUUAACUGAUGACGAACUUGGACUUGGACUUGGACUUGGACUAGUGGCAUGUGGCAUGUGGCGUGUGAUUGGCAAACUAUUUUGUUUUUAAUUCUGGAUGCCUCUGUGGAAGCAAAUGCAAAUUAAUAUUUCACUUCAAAGCAUUACAUUUCUUGUAUUUA